Molecule: messenger RNA, 2985 nt
Organism: Nycticebus coucang (slow loris)
Lineage: Eukaryota; Metazoa; Chordata; Mammalia; Primates; Lorisidae
Product: coiled-coil domain-containing protein 28B-like
Exons: 1
Coding region: 2217-2819 (200 amino acids)
Source: RefSeq, a predicted model, not a curated record
CCGGCUAUUUUAUUUAUUUAUUUAUUUUUUUAAGAGACAGAAUCUCAACUUUGUCACCCUGAGUCGAGUGCCAUGGCAUCACAGCUCUUGGGCUUAGCCAAUUCUCUUGCCUCAGCCUCCCGAGUAGUUGGGACUACAGGCACCCAUCACAACGCCCAGCUGUUUUUUUUUUGUUGUUGCAGUUUGGCUGGGGAUGGGUUUGAACCUGCCGCCAUCCUUGUUAUAUGGGGCCAGCGCCCUACUCACUGAGCCACAGGCGCCACCCUACUACUUUAUUCUUAAACAACCACGUAUAUCUGAGAAAAAAGAGACUUGAUAGAAACCCCAACAAAGAUACUGUUAAUAUUUUUUCAUUAUGAGAGAAGUUAUUGUACCAUGAAACUAGAACAGGAUGCCAAGUGAUAACAAGUCAAAUUAAAACAAAAAAAGAAGCCCUUGAAAAAUAAAAAUGGGCGUGGUGCCCGUAGCACAGUGGGUACAGCGCCAGCCACAUACACUGAGGAUGGAGGGUUAGAACGUGGCCAGGGCCAGCUAAACAAUAAUGACAACUGCAACAAAAAACAAAUAAAUAAAAACAGCUGGGCGUUGUGAUAGGCGCCUAUAGUCCCAGUGACUUGGGAGGCUGAAGCAAGAGACUGGCUUAAGCCCAGAGUUUGAGUUUGCUGUGAUGCCACAGCACUCUUCCCAGGGCAACAUAGUGAGACUCUAUCUCCAAAAAAAAAAAAAACAGGAGGAAAAGGAAGAACCCAGAUGAAAUUCCAGAGUGAAAAUGGGGAAAAAGAAUCCAACAAAAUAAAAAUGGAGAUUAUUAAAAAAAUAAUAAAUUAUCAAAUAAAUUAAAAAUCUAACAACUAAAAGUACCUAAUUGUCCAAAUAGAAGGAGUCCACCUGAAUCAACCAAUAAAGAUACCCUCAAUUAAUGGAUCAGGAAACAUUAUACCACCAAGGAAAAUCUUAAGCUUCUAUCAGGAAAAAAAAAAUAGAAACAAAAGAUCAGAAACCAGAAUAGGCAUCUUCUUUUUUUUUUUUAAGAGACAGAGCUCACAGCAACCUCCAACUCCUGGGCUUAGGCAAUUUUCUUGCCUCAGCCUCCCAAGUAGCUGGGACUAGAGGCGCCCGCCACAAUGCCCACUAUUUUUUUGUUGCAGUUUGGCCGGGGCGUGCUUGAACCCACCACCCUCAGAAUAUGGGGCUGGAGCCCUACUCACUGAGCCACAGGUGCCGCCCCCAGAAUAGGUAUCUUUCAAGAAAGACACUGAGAACUUAAGCAAUGCUUUCACUAUCCUGAAUACAGACUUUCAAUGUAGAAUUUUUUUUUUUUUUUUGAGACACAGUCUUACUAUGUUGCCCUCGAUAGAGUACAGUGGCAUCACAGCUCAUAGCAACCUCAAACUCUUGGGCUUAAGCAACUCUCUUGCCUCAGCCUCCCAAGUAGCUGGAACUACAGGCACCCACCACAAUGCUCAGCUAUUUUUUGGUUGCAGUUAUCGUUGUUUAGCUGGCCCGAGCUGGGUUUGAACCCACCAGCCUCAGUGUAUGUGGCUGGCACCGUAACCACCAUCCUACGGGCACCAAGCCUCAAUCUAGAAUUUUGUACCCAGCCAAACUUCCAAGUAUGAGGACAAAUAAAGUUAUUUUCAGACAAUAAGGGACUAAAAAACAACAACAACAAAAUCACCUAUUACUUCAAAAGCUAUCAGGAGAUAGGCUCUGAAAGAAGAAAAGAAAAGAUUGCCAGAUGGAAAACAGAAGCCAACCCAGGAGAGCAAUGACACAAAGGUCUAGGAAAACAGCUCUGCUGCAAGCCUACAGAGCAACGAGUCCAAUUUGGAGCAGGAAGAUUUAGGGGUCUGGCAGGAAAGUGGAGAAGGGGAAAUCAAUUUAUUCAAACCUAUGGAGAAUACACUCGGUAAGUGUAUAGGAUGCUAAAGCUUUGAGGAAAAAAAAUUAACGAUAGUUAAAAUAAAAAUCAGGUUGAUUAAAAAAAGUUAAUUAAUUUGGAGCAUACAAGAAAACAAGUGCAGUUGAAUUUAUUACUUGCUUUAGCAACCAACAAUAUUUUCAGCCUUAGAAAAUGAGAUCACUAAUUAGACAAAAAGCUCAUGAUAAAAACUCAUUUGGGGCCUCGCACCAAAGGAAGCAUCACUUGAGACCCCUAAGCUUCAGGAUCUCCGUGGGUUACUUCCCUCCCAAGCCUGAGGUCCAGCCAGCACCCAAUGGAUGACAAGAAGAAGAAACGGAGUCCCAAACCCUGUCUGACCCAGUCAGGCCAGGCCCCAGGCACACUACGCAGGGUCCCUGUGCCCACCAGCCACAGCGGCUCCUUGGCCCUUGGACUCCCUCAUCUGCCAUCCCCCAAGCAGCGGGCUAAGUUCAAGAGAGUAGGCAAAGAGAAAUGCCGUCCAGUGCUGGCUGGAGGUGCAGGUGGCUCUGCAGGCACGCCCCUGCAGCACUCCUUCCUGACCGAGGUGACCGAUGUCUAUGAGAUGGAGGGGGGACUACUGAACCUGCUCAAUGAUUUUCACUCAGGCCGGCUUCAGGCCUUUGGGAGGGAAUGUUCCUUCGAGCAGUUGGAGCACGUGCGCGAGAUGCAGGAGAAGCUGGCCCGGCUCCACUUUAGCCUGGACGUGUGUGGGGAAGAGGAUGAUGAUGAAGAGGAAGAGGACGGGGUCACCGAGAGGCUGCCUGAGGAGCAGAAGACGACAAUGGCUGACCGAAACCUGGACCAGCUGCUUAGCAAUCUGGAAGAUCUUAGUAAUUCUAUACAGAAGCUGCACCUGGCCGAGAACGCCGACCUGGAGGAUCAGUCAGCAGCUUAGGUGCUGGGACGCAGGCCCAAGCUGCCCCUCUCAUUCCUUUCAAACUGUGACUUCUUAUGGACUUGAGAGGGUAUUCCGCGGCCCCCCAGGUGCUAUGGGGUUGGGGGGGGGGGCACUGUAUGGAAUUAAACCAGAAAGCAAGAAAAAAAAAAAAACUCAUUUGGGG